Symbiodinium natans is the source of this 921-nucleotide messenger RNA. Lineage: Eukaryota; Dinophyceae; Suessiales; Symbiodiniaceae. The record is from the annotation of a GenBank genome assembly.
AUGAACAAGCGCAUCGGCCUGUCCUACAAGGAGAAGCGGCAGGAGCUGGUCUGGCUGGACGACAAGCUUGAGCAAGUGGGGCGGACGGAGGCGCUUCUGAAAGGGGAGCGCCACCUCCCUCUCCUGGGCCAUGCGCGCAAGGGAGAUGCUGUGGGCUUGGAGAAGCUCGCCCAAAAAUUGGCCGUGUCCUCCGAGCCGUUGGUCGUCAAGCCCCGUCAUGGCUCCAACUCGAAGCACGUCUUCCUCUGGCCCAGACCUCAGGAGGUCGACGCGAAAGAGUUGGAGGAAAGCGUGCUCAAAGCCUCUGAGUCUCACGACAAGUCCUGGGACAAGGAGUCCUGGAACCAAAAUGCCGUGCCGAAGGGUGUCGUGCUCCAGCCGAUGUAUUCCCCUUUGGCCGAGUUCCUCCACGGAUAUCCAUGCGAUGAGAUGGAAAGAAGCCGUCACGCCUUCGAGCGCGGCGUGUGCCCGAAGUUCUUGAGGCCGCUGGAGCUCAAGGUUCAAACACUUUUCGGCGAAGUCGUUGGGGCGCAGCUGAACACGCAUCCGCAGUACCUGUGGGUAGCCAGAGAUGGCAGUGUCCAUGUCUGGGAUCAGAUGGCUGAAGGUUUCCAGACCAGGCACGCAAAGGAGCCGGAGGAGCUUCCCAAGGAGCUGGCUCUCUUUCUGAGAGACAUCCUGCAGGAGCAUUGGCAGCGCCUGCGUUCAGAUUCGGAGAUGCUGGCGCGAUCGGCCGGACUCGACGAGAUCCGUGUGGACUGGCUGCUCGGGGAUCCGAAGUGGGGUCCACGCAUCGGUGAGCUGACACACAUGGGCACCUUUGCCAUCGAGCUGGUCCCUGUCUCGGUGCGGCUGGCGCGGGCGUUCGCGCAUGCCCACCUUCAGCGCAAAGGGGAAGCAAUUCCGUUUGCUUGCUUCUGA